This is a messenger RNA of Rubroshorea leprosula, 647 nucleotides long. The record is from the annotation of a GenBank genome assembly. NCBI's taxonomy places the organism in Eukaryota, Viridiplantae, Streptophyta, Magnoliopsida, Malvales, Dipterocarpaceae.
CUUUUUCUUUCUUCCCGCUGCAGCCACUCGAAAGAAAAAGAAAGGGAACCCGACAGCCAUGCUUGAGGAAAUCGGUAGAGAGCUUGAUUUUUCCCUUCUUUUCUUGUCCAAGAACCUGAUUUGGAACCCAGAAAUCUCUCCCCCUGCAGGAAGCUUCCGGAUCUGCGCUGUCCUUCCUCCCCUGUCCGCCGGCUGCUCUUGCUUGUGGGGUGUGAUUUGCUCCGGUUUUGGAUCCGUGAGUUUCUCCCCUGCACUUGCCGCCGGCCUCCUCCCCAAUCUGCACCCCGGUUCUGCAGCUUGUAAAUUCUGGUAUGUGACAGCCUUUUAAGGCUUAAAUUAUCCAUUUAAAGUUGCUGCUUGUGAUGUCCGAAUUUGACAGAAAAUUGGGGAUAAUUCUAGUAGCUUUAGGACCAUGAUUAAGCACUAAUUCAAGUGGGAUUUAUGUGAUUGAGUGUUAAUUGCUUGUUGUGAUUUUUGGAGAGAAAAUCCCAUGAGAUUAGCUAGUGUUUUGGCCAAUUUGUGGAAGUCGGAGUUACUGUUCACAUCGGGGUUUCCGAUCGUUCUGUCAGUUAGUACGUGAAUUGAGUGCUCGGUUUUAUGCAAGUGAGGUAAGUAAAUUUAUGGUAAUGCCCGUACUGUUUUAUAAG